AGCCCCGCUGUACUUCAGAAGCGCUCGCUGCCGCCGUGCACUCGACCACACAGUAACUUCACUGUCUCUGCUGCUCCACCUCUGCUUUCCCAAACUUUAUUUAGUUUCGAUGCCACGCUGGAUUAAGCCCACUAACUUUCGGCUGGAGAAGAAAGUGGUUUUCCCGACAGCGCAGGUACAAUGACCGCAGUCUGCAGUAGAGCAACCGACUAGAGGGGGUGAAAUCAGUUCGCUACAGGGCUGCAGUGUUUCCCCUGUGACCUGUGUGUUUGGUCACACAGCGAAGAGGACGCAGGCACGUUGCAACCAUGGAUAUCGGCAAUGAUGUAGAUCUGUCCAAUAAUAACAUCACUCCUUUGUGGAAACGUCGCACAGACAAUUGUAAAAAACCCCAGGAGUCGAGUAAACCCAAACUGCGACCCCUCAGUUACCACACAAAUGGGGUGAUGACGACAGACUUCCCUGUGGAGGACAACAAGUGUUCCUUCACCUUGAGCCAACCUGCUGAGAGACUGGUGGUCACACCCCCGUGUUCAGGCAGGAACACUGUGGUGUUGAAGCACAUUCUGCACAAACCCUCCAAGUCCAAAUCCCGAGUUGUUCGAAGCAUCAGCAUCGGACACUUCUCCAACGGACGCUUCUCACUGUCCAAAUUUAGGUCUGAGGAUAGCAGAUCUGCUUCACUGGACAACAGAGUGCGUAAUGGAGAUUGUGACAGGGGGAAAACCAGUAAUGGAGAGACAGUAUGGGUUGAAAAGCGUCUCCUGGACUCCCAGAAACGCAUGUCCAGUCCGUUCGGUCUGAGCUCACAGAAAGACCAGAUAGCAUUUGGGACGAGUUCAGCCUCACCUGAAGCUGCUGCUCUGAUGAACCGUUCCUCUCCUGUCGCGUCUCAGCGCACCCCUAACAACAACAACAACUACAACCACCAUGAACUGUUUUCCCUUUCCUCUGCAUCCAGCCCCUCUCCCCCAGCCUGCCGUACCCCUACCCCCUCCCAAGGCUCCACCUCCAGCAUCCCCUCCCUCUCUUCCCUCAACUCCUCAGACCCCCCGACCCCACGCUCCCCAUCACCGGCCGACAGAGCACAGGCUCUCCUCGGACAGUCCUCAUCCUCGCCUGCAUCCUCGCAGGACACCAGACUUGCCUCUUCCUCCUCUUCCAUCUCUUCCCCCUCCCCCUCUCCCUCUCCCUCUCUUUCUCCGUCUGUAACUCCCUCCAUCGUCCUCAGCACCCACAGUCCAGCUGCCCUGAAGAUGGGCACCCAGCAGCUCAUUCCCAAGGGUUUAGCAUCUGAUGUUCGGCAGAACAAGGCGCCUCCCUGUGGGCAGCAAGGCCAAGGUUUGGCAGGGCGGCUGGGGUUGGAUCAUUCCAAGAGAGCUUUGAAAGCCCUCAGCAUGGUGGAGACAGGAGCCUACUUUUCCACAGGAGGGGACUGCACUGAGGGGACAGAGGGAGAAAGUGAGAGCCCGGGGACACUCAGGAGAGGUUUGAGGAGUACAUCCUAUAGGAGGGCUGUUGUGAGCGGAGUAGACCUGGAGGUCCCAUGCGUAGAUCUCAAGGUCCAUCGGUUGUCACAGCCUGUCAUCAAAGGGCUCGACGGGGAAAAUCCAGCUUCACCAGUGAGCCCGGCCAGUCCUGGCACCGUAAGCCUCACUAGCCCUGGUGCAGCCAAGCCUGCGAGUCCUAGGACACCGAAACUUGCCAGUCCUGGGACACCGAAACCUGCGAGCCCUGGGACAUCGAAACCUGCGAGCCCUGGGACAUCGAAACCUGCGAGCCCUGGGAUAUCGAAACCUGCGAGUCCCGGGACACCCAAACCUGUGAGUCCUGGGACACCCAAACCUGCGAGCCCUGGGACACCCAAACUUGUAAGUCGGGGGACACCCAAACCUGCCAGCCCCAGGAUUUCAAAGCCUUGUAGUCCUGGGACAGAAAAGUCUACCAGCACUGGCAAAAACAAGAGUCCAGAUAAGAAGAAACUUUUGACCUCUCAACGGACAUUUGACAGUGAGGAGGAGGAGCUGUAUCAGAACUACCAGGAGAAGGCCUUGCAUAAUGAUUCAGAUGAAGAUGCUGAUUCCAAAGAACCCAGUGCUGAUAACGGCAUCGUUGUGCAGUAUAGACCCAUACGCAUCUCCUGGAGCCAGCUCAGUGUGGUCAAGAAAAGUGGUCUGUCUGAGCUGAUGAGUCAGGAGGAACGCAAAAGACAAGAGGCCAUAUUCGAGGUGAUCUCGUCGGAGCACUCUUAUCUCCACAGUCUGGAGAUCCUGAUCCGUAUGUUCAAGAACUCUGCAGAGCUCAGCGAGGCCAUGACCAAGACCGAACACCACCACCUCUUCUCCAACAUCACUGACGUCUGUGAGGCGAGCAAGAAGUUCUUUAAGGAAUUGGAGGAAAAGCACCAACAGAACAUAGUGAUCGACGACAUCAGCGACAUCGUCUGCAGGCACGCUCAGUCCAACUUUGAUCCUUACGUCACUUACUGCUCCAAUGAGGUCUACCAGCAGAGAACCCUGCAGAGGCUGGUGUCCAAGAAUCCAGCUUUUAAGGAGGUGCUGACCAGGAUAGAGGGCCACCCAGACUGCAGGAACCUCCCCAUGAUCUCCUUCCUCAUCCUGCCCAUGCAGAGGAUCACUCGUCUGCCCCUGCUCAUGGAUACAAUUUGUCAGAAGACGCCUAAAGACUCGACACAAUAUGAGGAGUGUAAGAAGGCUUUACAAGCGGUCAGCAAGGUGGUCAGAAAGUGUAACGAAGGAGCUCGCACAAUGGAGAGAACGGAAAUGAUGUACACCAUCAACUCUCAGCUGGAGUUCAAGAUUAAGCCGUUCCCCCUGGUCUCAUCCUCCAGGUGGAUGGUAAAGAGAGGAGAGCUGACAGCCUUUGUGGAAGACAACGGCAUCUUCCUCAAGCGGACGUCACGGCAACAGGUCUAUUUCUUCCUCUUCAACGACGUCCUCAUUGUGACCAGGAAGAAGAGUGAGGAGAGUUACACUGUGAUAGACUACGCUCUGAGGGACCAGAUCUGGGUGGGUUCCUGCCAGCCCGAAGAUCUCAACCUGUCACCGGUCAGGAGCACCACCAGCAUGCUUAGCUCCCGGCAAGCCGGCGCCAACCAUCUUUUCUGUCUGCGUUUCCGUAGCAACCACUCCGGUGAAAAGGUGCCCAUGAUCCUGGGGACGGAGUUGCUGUGA
Molecule: messenger RNA, 3194 nt
Organism: Seriola dumerili (greater amberjack)
Lineage: Eukaryota; Metazoa; Chordata; Actinopteri; Carangiformes; Carangidae
Gene: arhgef26
Product: Rho guanine nucleotide exchange factor 26
Exons: 12
Coding region: 309-3194 (961 amino acids)
Biological process (GO): activation of GTPase activity
Molecular function (GO): guanyl-nucleotide exchange factor activity
Source: RefSeq, a predicted model, not a curated record